AUAGUGGAAUCCUUGUUGAAUUGUUGAUGGAUAUACCAAACUUGAAGUUCAAUUCUUUAGUUUAAUAUAGAUAAUAGGUGAGAUGUCAAUUAUAUUACAAAGAAAAGAAUAGAUCAUGAGAAGAAAUAAAUGGUAUAAAUAGUAAGAUUAUUGCUGUCAAAAAAAAAAGUAAGAUUAGUAAGGAGUAGUGAGAUUAAAAUGUUUUCCAUUAAGGCAUUUUAGUUACAUGUCCAUUAUUUUUGCCUUUUUGGGUUAUUAUGGACACCCCAAUCCCAUAAUAAAUUUAUUUGUAUUAAAAUCCACAAAUAAAUCGACUUUUCAAUCCCUAUAAAGAGUUUUUCAUUCUCUGCUUCUUCUCUCAUGCAACUCGUCGUCUCUUUGGGUCUUGAGAGUGUCUUACGUAACCCCUAAGUUACUUGAGCUGUUUCAGAUGUCUCCUCUGAUUCCGCCACUUCCAGACGACGUUACCGUUGACAUCAUAGCUCGUGUACCCAUAAGCCAUUACCCGACUCUCAACCGCGUUUCCAAGAGUUUCAGGAAACUCAUUGCCUCUUCUACGCUCUACAAGAGGCGAUCCCAGCUAGGCAUCACCCAACACCGUAUCUAUGCUGUCCUCCGCAGCCGCAACCCCCAAACUCGUGACUAUUUCAACUUCUACAUUCUCCACAGGAAACUCAACUCCAGAAACCGCUUGGUCCUCGUCGAAUCACUUCCUCUCAUGUCUUACCUUGGAAAAUAUGUCCCGGUUGGUUCGAAGGUGUACGUGUUUAACGAUCUCGAUGCGCUCAGCAUUGACUGCACCUCUCACAAGUCUCACCUCAUCUCUGACAUUCCUCAGCGCAUGUCUUAUAAAGUUGCUAAUGCCGUCGACAGGAAGGUUUACCUGAUUGGUGGUCUUUUUUUUUCGGAUGAAAGUGGGUCGUUGAAGAGUGCAGUCACGGUGUUUGACACAGAAACACAAUCAUGGGAGCCUAAGUUGGUAAAGGAAGACAUGCCUGUAGGUCUUGGUCCCUUUUUGUAUGAUUCUGUGGUGAUGGAGGGUAAGAUUUACAUGAAAGAUUACUGCAAGGGAAACUCUUUUGUUUAUGAACCAGAGGAAAGGAAAUGGGGAUUGAUGGACGAGGUGUUGAACUCUAAGGAAGAGUGGGAGAGGGCAUGCGUGGUUGAUGAUAUCCUCUACAAUCACGAUGUGUCUGAGAAUGUUUUGAGGGCGUAUGAUCCAAAGCAGAGCUGUUGGAGUGUUGUCAACGGUUUGGAGAAGUUUUUGGCUGUGGAGACUGCUCGUUCAAGGUGGUCUAGAACUGUUAACUACGGCGCGGAGAAGCUGGCUCUCUUCUUUCAUAAAAACCAAGACGGCAAAGACGUCAUUUUCUGUGCUGAGAUUGCUUUGGAAAGGCGCCAAGGAGGAGGAAUUUGGGGUGAGAUGGAGUCGUGUGAUGUUGUGAUUGAGGAUAGGCUGUUUUACCGGAUCAAAUUUGUUACUGUUACCGUUUGAUGCAGCAUAAUAAUAUCUCUAUUUAGAUCCAUUCGUAUUUUAAAUUAUCCUAAAUGCAGACUCUUGCGGUCAUAAGCUUGCUAACAUUGUUUAUGUUAGACAAAACCUCGAGUGUGUUGUUUU
Molecule: messenger RNA, 1618 nt
Organism: Brassica napus (rape)
Lineage: Eukaryota; Viridiplantae; Streptophyta; Magnoliopsida; Brassicales; Brassicaceae
Product: F-box/kelch-repeat protein At4g38940
Exons: 2
Coding region: 431-1495 (354 amino acids)
Molecular function (GO): protein binding
Source: RefSeq, a predicted model, not a curated record